AUGCGGCCAACUCCGACCAUCAUCGUGGGCCGCAAGAACGACCACGUCGAAUCCUUCCUCGCAGCCACCUUGGUCGCGGCGGACAAGGAUCGCACACGCUUCUCCAUCGUCCUCACGCCGGAUCUCAAUGAGGCGUCGGCCCUUGUGGACCAGUUGGCCUACCACGCCACCAUCCCCAUGUACCACUGGGAGACGACGCAGUUGGUGGUCAUCGGCGAGCACUAUCUGCCGUCGUCCACCUACCAGCACCUGGAGACGCGCUUUAAGAACGUCGUGUGCGUGUGCUCCCGCGACAAUGUCGAAAGGCUGGCGGUGCAGCACCGACCGCGCAACACCCGGUUGGUGCCCACAAACAGCGUGCUGGAACUGGCGUCCCUAGGCUGGCGCAAGGCCAUCAUAGACGAAAUCGUGGGCCGGCUCGAGUCGCUAGAUUGCGACUUCCCCAAUGCCGACAUGAAGGACUUUUACUACGGCAUUGUGGACAACGACCACGAGCGCACCUUCCACAGGUUCUAUGCCGUGCUCAUGGGGCAGAUCGACAUUGCUGCGGUCAAGAAGCGUGGCCGGCAGAUACGCGACUUCCACUUUCCCCUUGUUGAUGCACGCGUGCGCGAGGCCAAACUCGUGCGGAUCGUGCUGCCGGGUUCGACCUGGCGGCCUUUGUUGCCUCGCAUCGACGACUUUGCGGCCUCCCGAGGCGGCGACAAAUCCUCCUCUUGUGGCAGCAGCGGCGCACCUCGAGAGGACCACUAUGACCACCAGCAGGAAGAACCCACAGAGAUCCUCAUGGGUUGCUGCUACACGCCAGGUUUAGACACCGUGUGCGCCCUGGCCGACAAAAGCCUAUCCGGUGUAGGGCUGGUGGUGACCUUCUGGCCCCUGUUCAACCGCACCAUCGUCACCGUGUGCUGCCGGCCAGAAUCGCGCAUCGACGCCUAUCGCCUCAUCCGUCACCUCUUUGAUCACGUGCCAGGAACCGCCUUUCGCGGAUCGCCCUACUACAGCGAGGCCAAUGUGCCCUCUCUGUGCUUCCCUUGGACAGAUCAAUACAUUGCGGAUGCGGGAUGGACAGUGGCCUCUCCCAGCACGACUUAA
Messenger RNA from Acanthamoeba castellanii str. Neff, 1095 nucleotides. RefSeq lists its product as uncharacterized. The transcript has a single exon. NCBI's taxonomy places the organism in Eukaryota, Discosea, Longamoebia, Acanthamoebidae. The record is from RefSeq and is a predicted model, not a curated record. Bases 1 to 1095 code for a protein of 364 amino acids.